Molecule: messenger RNA, 1131 nt
Organism: Oldenlandia corymbosa var. corymbosa
Lineage: Eukaryota; Viridiplantae; Streptophyta; Magnoliopsida; Gentianales; Rubiaceae
Source: the annotation of a GenBank genome assembly
AUGUUGUCAAGAGGUGCGUUCUCGGUAUGCAAUGCCAUCACCGACCACAACAAUCAAGCCGCCGGAGCUUCCUCCCUAAUUGGUCAAUGCCACCCGAGAUUCUUCAAUUUCGCGAAUCAGCAGGGCCGGAACCUGGGUCUUCCGUCCUCCGGGACGGCCCACAAGUGGCCUGUUCUGGCCGUGGCAACUGGCGAGCCGAAUACUAAGCAAGCCGGAUUCGAGCCCAGCCUUGCUGACCGGCUCCGACUCGGGAGCUUGACGGAGGAUGGGUUGUCUUAUAAGGAGAAAUUUAUUGUACGGUGCUAUGAGGUCGGGAUUAACAAAACCGCCACCGUUGAGACCAUUGCAAAUCUGUUGCAGGAAGUAGGAUGCAACCAUGCUCAAAGUGUUGGCUUUUCAACCGAUGGGUUUGCGACUACUCUUACCAUGAGAAAAAUGCAUCUGAUAUGGGUGACUGCUCGGAUGCACAUUGAGAUUUACAAAUAUCCUGCUUGGAGUGAUGUAGUUGAAAUAGAGACAUGGUGCCAAAGUGAAGGAAGAAUUGGUACGAGACGUGACUGGAUACUAAAAGAUUAUGCCAAUGGUGAAGUCAUUGGCAGAGCCACAAGCAAGUGGGUCAUGAUGAACCAAGACACAAGACGACUUCAAAAAGUGACAGAUGAGGUCCGUGAUGAGUAUCUAGUUUUCUGCCCAACAAAGCUUAGAUUAGCUUUUCCCGAGGAGAAUAAUGCCAGUUUGAAAAAAAUUGCAAAGCUGGAAGAUCCUGCCCAGUAUUCCAAAGUUGGGCUGGUGCCGCGGAGAGCAGAUCUGGACAUGAACCAGCAUGUGAAUAAUGUCACUUAUAUUGGUUGGGUUCUCGAGAGUAUGCCUCAAGAAGUCCUUGACGACUAUGAACUAGAAUCUAUCACCCUGGAUUAUCGGCGUGAAUGCCAGCAUAAUGAUGUAGUUGAUUCCCUCACAAGCCCUGAGCUGGAAGAAGAUGCUGCAAUUAAGGCAACAAAUGGUUCACCCACAUCUAAACAAGAUGGGGGUGAAUCCUGCCAGUUUCUGCAUUUACUAAGGUUAUCUGGUGAUGGACUUGAAAUAAAUAGGGGUCGCACUGAGUGGAGGAAGAAAGGGGCAAAAAGAUGA